GCAGUGGAAGAGGCUGAUUUACUGCCGAGGAGAAAGACUAUCACUGUAAAUGUUACUGAGAAAAAACAACGCUACCACCAAAACUACGUAUUUGUCUGAUGUGAGACCUCUGCGCGUUUCUGCUUACAAAACAGCAAGUAUUACACUGAUAUGUCGCCCGUUUAAUUGAGCCUCAGUCGACGGUAGCUAUCGUUAGCUGGCUAGCAGCUGCAUUGUUAUUGUUUUGGCUUUUUAGGCGCCUGUAUAACAUUACUCCCAGAGGUUCCCCAGCCGAGGCACGGCCCCCGGACUGCCUGAGUGAUGUUUUUCUGUCCGUCCCGGGAAGAUGGAUGAGAAGUCCAGCAGUAGCAGCCACCACCGGCUCCUAAUCGUCCUGCUCAUGGUGUUGCUCUUCGGCGUCAUUAUGAUCCAGUAUGUGUGUCCCAGCAGGUCUGAGUGCCAGAUGCUGCACCAGCUGGGCUCCUGGUUUAAUGUUGGCAGUGCAACUGGUUCCCGGAGCAAUGAAAACCAAGACGGUCUUCAAAAGGAUCCGUACAUUGCAGAGGACGGCGCUCUGGUCCGCUUUAUCCCUCGCUUCAACUUCACCAAAGCCGAUUUAAACCGCGGUGUAGACUUCAACAUCAAAGGGGACGAUGUGAUUGUGUUUCUGCACAUUCAAAAGACAGGCGGCACCACGUUUGGUCGUCACCUGGUGCGGAAUAUUCAGCUGGAGAGACCCUGCGAGUGCCACGCAGGCCAGAAGAAGUGUACUUGUUACCGGCCAGGUAAAAAGGAAACUUGGCUCUUUUCCCGGUUCUCCACCGGCUGGAGCUGCGGACUUCAUGCGGACUGGACUGAGCUGACCAGCUGCGUCCCCUCACGCAUGGACUCACAGGAGGCCUCCAGGAAUCUGCCCAGUAGGAACUAUUAUUAUAUAACUAUCUUAAGAGAUCCAGUGUCACGGUACCUGAGCGAGUGGCGUCAUGUGCAACGCGGUGCCACAUGGAAGGCCUCCUUACACGUUUGUGAUGGACAUUCACCGACACUGUCUGAGCUUCCUAGCUGCUACACAGGGGAUGACUGGUCAGGUUGCUCCCUGCAGGAGUUCAUGGACUGCCCCUACAACCUGGCCAACAAUCGGCAGACCCGCAUGCUGGCUGAUCUCAGCCUGGUGGGUUGCUACAACGUCUCUGCCAUGAGCGAGGUGGAGCGCUGGGCUGUACUUCUAGAGAGCGCUAAAUGUAACCUGCGUGGCAUGGCCUUCUUUGGACUUACCGAGUACCAGCGUAAGACCCAGUACCUGUUUGAGCGUACCUUCAAUUUGGAGUUCAUCGCACCAUUCACACAGCUGAAUGGCACACGUGCCUCUAGCGUUGAGGUGCCUCCUGAGACGCAACACAGAAUCCGCCAGCUAAACCAAUGGGAUGUGGAGUUGUACGAGUACGCCCGCGACCUUUUCCUGCAGCGUUUCCAGGUGGCGAGGCAGCAGGAGCGCAGGCAGGCCCGGGAGAGGCGGCAAAAGGAGAGAAGGAGACUCCGUGGACGGUUCACAACAAAGCUAGGGAGGCAGCUGAAGCCCACAGAAACCUCACGUUCUCCUGUAGUAGAGCAGAAGGGAAAAGCAGAUGAAGCUGGUGUGGAGUCUGAGGUGCCACUCCCAGACUGGUGGGAUCUAGAUGAGAACGGCACCUUGGAGGACUACAUGGACAACGUGGAACAGUGGUAGUAACAGGAAGAAGCAGUACGAUGUCUUAAUGCUGAGUGUACCCAUCUCUGCCUUUUCUGUUGUUAAUGAAUCCAUUAUUUUAAGUAUAUGCCUUUCACUGAAUUAAUUUUUUUCUCACCAUGAACUGUUUUAAGUAACACUCAUUUAUUUAUUGAUAUUGAUUGUAUUUCUUUGCCACAAAUGAUAUUCAUAAUGGAUAUAGUUCCCUGACAGAAAGAAAGGCGGGUUUAAGCUACCUGCAGUCCUUUCACCCAGGGCUCUAUGAUUGUUCUCAUGGCUUUCACACACAUCAUCAACUCUUGUGAUAUAGCUUGAAACAAGGGGGUGUUUAUAUUCUCUUUGUGAGAAGGAAUAAUGUAAAUCUUGUUUUAAUCAGAAAAUAUGCUACUGUUUGUGAUUAACAAUCUGUAUGUUUGCCAAACUGUUGUCUUGUCUGAAAUAUGUACAUUUUUAAAAGGUACCAGUUUUUAAGUGUCUAAGUUACAAAAAAUAGAUACCUCAAUGUGUAGUAUAACUGAUAAUGUUGUAAAAAAAAACUGAAUGU
Scomber japonicus (chub mackerel) is the source of this 2249-nucleotide messenger RNA. It is a transcript of the gene hs6st2, whose product is annotated as heparan sulfate 6-O-sulfotransferase 2. The record is from RefSeq and is a predicted model, not a curated record. Gene Ontology annotation, cellular component: membrane. NCBI's taxonomy places the organism in Eukaryota, Metazoa, Chordata, Actinopteri, Scombriformes, Scombridae. The transcript is spliced from 2 exons. Gene Ontology annotation, molecular function: heparan sulfate 6-sulfotransferase activity. Bases 326 to 1705 code for a protein of 459 amino acids.